AUGGCGCAGUGCGUGCGUCGGCUGGUGCUGGCGGCGACGCUCGCCGCUGCGGUGGCGCUGCUGCUGUGCACGAGCAGUGCGCCGGUGGCGCGUGCUGCUGGGACGGGCGACUUCACUGAGGAGCAGCAGACGAACACGCUGGCGGUGCUGCAGGCGUUUGGGCGUGCGAUCCCUGAGCUUGAGAAGAAGUGGACGGGCAACGACUUCUGCUCGUGGGACCACGUAGCGUGCGUGUCAGUCAACGUCUUCGUAAGUCUCGAUGUUUCGACGUAUGCCGGCACGCUGCCGGAGAUGCCUGUGGGCGUCGACUACAGGCACGUCAUGAUCCGGGACCUGGGGUUCUGGAAUAUGCCACUGCUGAGCGGGACGCUGCCGGACAGCUGGAGCAAGCUGGAAAAACUGACUUUCCUUACGUUGUUGGGCAACAAAGUGAGCGGUACGCUGCCCGCCUCAUGGCACUCGAUGACAUCUUUGGAGUCGUUGUCGAUUGAAAAGUGUGAAAGCAUCUCCGGCGCGCUGCCGCCCCAGUGGAGCUCGAUGAAAUCGCUGAGUUUUCUCAAUCUGGAUGGCGCGAAGGUCUCCGGCAGUCUGCCUCCUCAGUGGAGCUCGAUGAAAUCGCUGAGAACUCUCGAUCUCGGGGAUACUCAGGUCUCCGGCAGUCUGCCUCCUCAGUGGAGCUCGAUGACAUUGCUAAGUUUUCUCAAUCUGGAUGGCGCGAAGGUCUCCGGCGCGCUGCCGCCCCAGUGGAGCUCGAUGACAUUGCUCGCCGUUCUCGAUGUGCAGGGCACUCAGGUCUCCGGCACGCUGCCGCCCCAGUGGAGCUCGAUGAAAUCGCUGAGUGUUCUCAAUCUGCGGGGCACAAGCAUCUCCGGCAGUGUGCCCCCCCAGUGGAGCUCGAUGACAUCGCUCGCCGUUCUCGAUGUGCAGGGCACUCAGGUCUCCGGCACGCUGCCGCCCCAGUGGAGCUUGAUGACAUCGCUCACUUCUCUCGAUGUGCAGGGCACUCAGGUCUCCGGCAGUGUGCCCCCCCAGUGGAGCUCGAUGACAUCGCUGACGGCUCUCAAUCUGCGGGGCACUCAGGUCUCCGGCACGCUGCCGCCCCAGUGGAGCUCGAUGACAUCGCUCACUUCUCUCGAUGUGCAGGGCACUCAGGUCUCCGGCACGCUGCCGCCCCAGUGGAGCUCGAUGACAUCGCUCGCCGCUCUCGAUGUGCAGGGCACUCAGGUCUCCGGCACGCUGCCGCCCCAGUGGAGCUCGAUGAGAAGGCUUACACAUCUGCUGCUCACCGAUACUUUGUUGUCCGGCACGCUUCCUGCUGAGUGGAGUGCGCUGCAGUCGCUUGUUACGCUUCAGCUGUCCAGCAGUAAGGUCUCCGGCACGCUGCCGCCCCAGUGGAGUGGGAUGUCGAAGGCCCAGUCCCUGCAGCUGCAGGACUGCGACCUGUCCGGCAGUCUGCCCUCUUCAUGGUCUGCGAUACCGAUGCUGGCUUUCGUCUCCCUUAAGGGCAACAAGUUCUGCGGUUGUGUGCCUGACUCGUGGGAUCAGAAGGCUGGUCUUGUUGUGGACAUCGAGGACAAGCACAAGGGCAGCGACUGCACGACCGAUAGGGUGUGCCCGACUGCACCAGAGACGGAGUGCGAGGUGGAUGGGUGUGAGGUGUGCGAGGGGGACUCCGCUGCGAGGUGCGCCAGGUGCCGUGAGGACUACUUUCUGACGGACGAGAGGACGUGCCUGAUGCACAACGAUGGCGGUGUUGCUGCUGUGUCGAGCGGAGUGGCGGCAGCAGCUGUUGUGUGCGUGGCUGUGCUGUUCAGCGUGGGGCUGGCGGCGUGA
Messenger RNA from Leishmania major strain Friedlin, 1833 nucleotides. RefSeq names its product putative surface antigen protein. The record is from RefSeq and is a predicted model, not a curated record. The transcript has a single exon. Bases 1 to 1833 code for a protein of 610 amino acids. NCBI's taxonomy places the organism in Eukaryota, Euglenozoa, Kinetoplastea, Trypanosomatida, Trypanosomatidae.